Prorocentrum cordatum is the source of this 612-nucleotide messenger RNA. Lineage: Eukaryota; Dinophyceae; Prorocentrales; Prorocentraceae. The record is from the annotation of a GenBank genome assembly.
AUGGUGGAGAUGCUGCGGAACAGCGGGAACCCGAAGUUUGCCAACUCGAAGUUUGUCAGUUUCAUCGACAAGGUGAGCAAAGGCGAGCUGCAGUUCGAGGAGAACACCGUCGUGGACCGCGACGGCGUGCAGGUCGACUGGGAGGCCCUCUACGACACCGAGGCCGCCACGGCCACCGACGCCGAGAGAAAGGAGCUCGAGCGGCUCUUCGCGGCGGGCGGCGGGCCUGGCCUCGGCGGGCUGCAGGAGGCGUGGCGCGGCGACCCAGACAUGGAGAGCGCGUGGGAGAUGGCGAAGGAGGCGGCAAUGAAGGCGGCGGGCAUGCCCGAGGGGUCCAUGGACGAGCUGUGGCGGCAGAUGCAGGAGGAGGCCGGAGACAUGGGCGAGGAGGCGUUCAUGAUGGACCCUCCCCUGGAGCGCGGCAUGUUCCAAGAGCACGCCUUCAACAGCGCGAAGAAGAUGUCGGCCUACGAGUUCUCCAAGGACAACCAGUACAUGGAGGCCGAGGACCUGCUCGCGCUGGCGCAGCGGCUCAUCCGGGAGGGCAGGGACAGGGAGGCCGUGCUGGUCCUGGAGGCGGAGGCGGCCAACCUGGCUGAUGCUGAAGACUGA